Messenger RNA from Ruditapes philippinarum (Manila clam), 995 nucleotides. RefSeq lists its product as uncharacterized. Gene Ontology annotation, molecular function: dioxygenase activity. The record is from RefSeq and is a predicted model, not a curated record. The coding region runs from base 126 to 995 and encodes 289 amino acids. The transcript has 2 exons. Lineage: Eukaryota; Metazoa; Mollusca; Bivalvia; Venerida; Veneridae.
GUCACCAUUUACGUUUCAUAUAAUCCUAAUACACUAUACAAAACAUUAGAAAAGGUCAUUUAAUUGGUAAGGAGGCGAACUUGUCCACUUAUUAUAUAAAGCUGUGGAUUUGUGUAUGCAGCAUCAUGUCUGAUGAUGAAAGUAAACUAUUUCCGGUAAUUGACGUUGAUGGGAUAGCUAUUUACCGGACGUCACGUGAUAUUGACGUUGAUACAUUAGCAAGUGUAGGUAAAAAAGUAACGGAUGCGCUCUGCGAAUUUGGUGUCUGCUACAUCAAGAAUCAUGGUAUUGACCGGGGUUUCAUUGAUCAAUAUUUUGCUUUGGCAGAAGAAUUCUUUAAACAGCCAAGAGAGGUAAAAAUGAAGUAUGUACAUGGACCGAAACAAGAAUUCGGUUAUUAUCCGUAUGAACACGAAAAUCUAAAUACUCAACGACCAGGAGACUUGAAGGAGUCCUUUAAUUAUCAUCCUGUAGACGAUCAAGCAGACUGGGAAAAUAAAGAGUUUUAUAAAGCUUGUAAAGAGUUAUUUGAUCGUUGUACAACCUUUGGAAACAAUAUCCUAGACGCGCUGUCUCUAGGCCUAGGUCUAAACCAGAGGUUUUUAAGGGAUGAGCAUAGAUAUAUUGGUCAAAUGAAAAAUCUAUCGGCUUUGAGAACACUGUUUUAUCCACCAUUACCUUCAGAUAUCUCCGUAAAACAUGACCAAAUUCGUCUUGGUGAACAUUCUGAUUAUGGGACGGUUUCAUUUCUAUUUCAAGAUGAUGUCGGGGGACUAGAGGUCAACAUGCCGGGACAUGGGAUCGUACCAGUGACCCCUGUUCCCGGUACCAUUGUCUUGUUCGCUGCCGAUCUUCUUCAACGAUGGACUUCUGACUCGCUGACUGCCGUAAAGCAUAUGGUAAAUAUACCGGAAGUAGAAUCACAAAGAAGAAAGCCCAGGCAAUCAGUCGUGUUCUUCAUUAAUCCAGAUAAUGAAUGUAUUGUUAUAAUCUAA